Glycine soja is the source of this 1631-nucleotide messenger RNA. RefSeq lists its product as uncharacterized. Bases 72 to 1385 code for a protein of 437 amino acids. The record is from RefSeq and is a predicted model, not a curated record. Lineage: Eukaryota; Viridiplantae; Streptophyta; Magnoliopsida; Fabales; Fabaceae. The transcript has 4 exons.
ACAGCGAGACACACUCGCAAAGUCGUUGCUAUGUUUGUCUCUGUCUCUCGCUAUUCAAAACAAACCCAACAAUGAACCCUUCCACAGAAUCAGACAACGCCAUUAUCAUCGACAUUGAUUCCUCUGUCAAAACACCAUCGUUUGUCGAAAACCACCCUAACGAAGAAAAACACCAACUCAAUGUUCCCUUCCUCCUCCGUCCAUCUUAUGCGACACACGAACUGCGAAACCUUCGCAGGAGCCUCCAAUGGUGUGCUCUCGACCACUCUUCCCUCGUUGGACAGCUCAUUUCCUAUGUCGUCUUCAUAUUCCUCACCAUCGCUGUCCCUCUCUUCACUUCUCUCUUCGUUCAUGUCCCCUCUUCAUCUUCUCAACUCGACCCUUUCAACUUCAACAAGCUCCUUCAAUUACCGCAAUCAGCCCUCGCCGUUAUCGCAUUCUUCACUCUCUCCCGUUUCUUUCCAAGGCAUGGCCUUAGGCAGCUUCUAUUCCUAGAUGUGUUACAAGAUGACUCAACGUAUGUUCGACGUGGGUACACGCGCGAGCUUCAGAAAGCGUUCAGAUACUUAGCGUGCAUGAUAUUACCUUCCUUUUUCGUAGAACUUGUUCACAAAAUUAUCUUCUUUUCUAGCGUCGAAAUUUCUAUCCCAUGUGGGACCUCUCUGAACUGGGUUGUGUUUGUUUUAGUGUUGGUUUCCUGGGUUUACAGAACGGGGUUGUUCUUGUUGGCGUGUGUGCUCUUUAGGCUUACCUGUGAGCUUCAGAUACUGAGGUUUGAAGGGCUUCGCAAGCUUUUUGAAGGGUGUGGGUCUGAUGCAAACAUGAUAUUUAGAGAGCACGUGAGAAUUAGGAGGCAAUUGUGGAUCACGAGUCAUAGGUACAGGUUCUUUAUAAUUACUUGUUUGGUGACAAUCACGAUUAGCCAGUUGGGUUCUCUCUUGCUGGUUUUGGAAUCCAAAUCUGCCACCACCUUCUUCAAUUCUGGUGACCUUGUGAUUUGUUCGGCUGUGCAGUUAUGUGGGUUCUUCUUGUGCCUUAUGGGUGCGGCAAGAAUCACACAUAGAGCACAAGGGAUAGUGUCAAUUGCCACAAAGUGGCACAUGGUGGUGACCAAUGCAUCUGCUGAAUCUGAACACUGGAAAACCCAGAUGCCAGAGGGGCUACCCAGUCCUACUGCCAGUGAUUCAGAUUCUUCGGACAUAUACAUAUCAGUAACCACACAAGGACCUUCUUUCCAAACUAGGCAAGCAUUAGUGACGUAUUUACAGCACAACUAUGGAGGAAUAACACUAUUUGGGUUUGUGGUUGAUCGAGGUUUACUUCAUACUCUCUUUGCCUUUGAGUUCUCUAUGGUGCUUUGGAUUUUGAGUAUGGUGGCUGUCUAGUCUUAAGUCUUAACCAAAUGAAGGGUAGAAAAUGCUUUGCGUGAACAGAAUGUGUAUAUAUAACUAUAUGUAGAUCAUUUUUUUUGCUGCAUAUAACUGUAUAUCAUCGUAGCUUGUGUUUAUUUCUUUUAAUUAUUAUAUUCACUCGUGUAUGUAGUCAUGUAGAAUUAGAAUUCGUUAUUUUGGAAGGAGAUUAACUUUUUUUGGUGUACUCUCCAAAAUAUAUUUUAUUUUAAAAAUUCAUCA